AUGGAGCAGUGGCUUAAGAUUUCCUUGCUAUUGUGUACUUUUGGGUUUUUCCGGGAGUUCACUCCUUCAGACCCAUUUGGAACCGAAUAUCUAUCCGGGAACUAUCGCAACAUUACCACAGACCAAGUCAACAGGGAGGUCUAUCCCUUCGGCACCUACGCCCAUCUGGCCCAAUUGAUAAUUGUGUUCCUGGUCACGGAUUUUAUACGAUACAAGCCCAUAAUUGUACUGUCCACUGUGGCAGGAAUUAUUGUGUUCGCAAUGCUGCUGUGGACGCGAUCUUUGCUGGAGCUGCAGAUCGCGCAGAUAUUCUACGGAACAGUCGUUGCGGCCGAAGUGGCCUACUACACCUAUAUAUACACAAAAGUUAGUCGCGACCGAUAUCAGAUUGUGACGGGACAUUCGCGAGCCGCCAUAUUAAGCGGACAAUUUCUAGGUGGCGUCCUGGCCCAAGUCCUCGUGUCCACUGGUUCCAUGGAUUUUCGUGGACUGCACUUUUUAUCGUUUGCGUCGCAAAUCAUUUCACUGCCAAUCGCCCUCAUGCUUCCGAGGGUGCCUCGUAGCCUGUACUUCCAUGUGGAUCCUGAAAAUGUUCAGUCGCUGCAGAUUUCUGAGCCCUCCACAAAGUCAGAUGAGGAGCCCCCCAAAUUCUCCUUCACUAAUGCUGGCCGACUGCUCCGCUCCCAUUUCAUCUCCUCCUACACCAAUCCCAUUGUUGUGGAAUGGAGUGUCUGGUGGGCUCUGGCCACCUGUGGUCAGAUCCUAGUCGUUUCCUACAUUCAGUUCCUGUGGAAGGAGGUCGCUCCCAACAAUUUCAGUGUCUACAAUGGCGGGGUCGAGGCCGUGGCCACGUUGUUGGGUGCUCUGGGCGCCAUUUCGGCCGGAAUGCUGAACAGCAACAAGCGCCGCACCCGCUAUAUGCUCUUCAACUCCACUUGCAUGGCUGUGUUGGGUGUCCUGCUGCUAGUCUCGGCCAGAACCGACGAGGUUUGGCUGACAUACAUCGGUUACGCCAUCUUCUCGGGCAUAUUCUUCUUCAUCAUUACGGUAGCUGGAGCCAUUGUGGCCGAAAAUGUCGUUGACGACAGCUUUGGCUUAGUCUUUGGAAUCAACACACUGGCGGCUCUAAUACUUCAGACGAUCCUAACAAUAGUGGUCGUGACAGACUCGGGCUUUGGCCUGAGCCUUCGUGGUCAAUACAUGGCGUACGGCUUUUACUUUCUUGGCGUAGCGGCUUUGUUUCUGUUUUUCCAAUUUCUAACGCUUUUAUUUAAAAAGUAGAGCCUAAAUCUUUAUUAAAAACAAA
Molecule: messenger RNA, 1306 nt
Organism: Scaptodrosophila lebanonensis
Lineage: Eukaryota; Metazoa; Arthropoda; Insecta; Diptera; Drosophilidae
Product: thiamine transporter 1-like
Exons: 2
Coding region: 1-1281 (426 amino acids)
Biological process (GO): transmembrane transport; vitamin transport
Cellular component (GO): plasma membrane
Molecular function (GO): vitamin transmembrane transporter activity
Source: RefSeq, a predicted model, not a curated record